Messenger RNA from Durio zibethinus, 5713 nucleotides. RefSeq lists its product as uncharacterized. The record is from RefSeq and is a predicted model, not a curated record. Lineage: Eukaryota; Viridiplantae; Streptophyta; Magnoliopsida; Malvales; Malvaceae.
AAAUAACUGUCACCAAAAUCCCCUGAAAAUCCAAUGGGUACAUGCCACAUGGAAGACAAAAGUACUAUAUACUUGAUCUUUAGCAAACCCAAAAAUUUGUGCAAUUAUUUUUUUCUGAAAAUGAUGACCAAUCACUGAAAAGUGAAAAGGACAAGAAACCAUUAUAUUCGGGCCUUACUAGUUUUUAUUGUCUUUGGAUCUCUUAAAGGAUCACCCAGUUUUUUUUUUAUAUGGCUGAAGCCAACCUCCUAAAAUUAAAACCCCAAACCCUCAAGCCCCUUUGAUUUUCCUUCCCAAGAUCUAUAAAAGGUUGGUUAUUGAAUGGAUGAAGCAAAAGAGAAGGGUGGUUCAGUGAGUAUUGUUACAGAAUCUCCAGUAACUGUUUGUGAAACUGUAGUUGAAACAGUGGUUUGUGAGGAUCAAGUUCAGAUUGAGGAAGGAGGGGAAGUGGGUGCUAGUAAUGGAGAUGAUAUAAUGGUGGAGGUUUUGGGUUCUCAUGUUUAUGUAGAUGGUAUUUGUACUACUGAUGGGGGAGAUGGAGAUCUGGUUGGGGCUGGUUUGAAUGAAGCAGAUCAUGGUCGUGAUGAGUCGGGUGAAGUUUGUUUGGAGAGUAAUUUGCGAAGCUUAGAUGGUGACGUUGAUGCAGCUGGUGAGCUGGGUUCAAUGAGUGAGGUUUCAGGUGAUGAAGCUAAGGCUCAGAAUGAGGUAAAUGGAGCUGAGGUUGAAGGUUCUGGUGCACCUGAUAGUUCUGCAGUUGGAGAAGAUGGUGAGAAUGCUGAAUGUACUAGUGGAAUGGAUGAGGAUGGCAGAGAUGCAAAUCAAGCUUUGGAGACACAAAAAAAUGGUGAUCUGGAUGGUGAUGAAUUGAAUCAUGGAAACCAGAAAGCAGUUGUAUGUUCAUCAGCUGCAUCUGAAGAUUCAAGUAUGCAAACUAAAGUUGUCAAGGAAGCUGCAAUGAUGAUUGAUGGGGAAGAUUUGAAUACCAUAGAUGGUGCUCGUGAAACUAUAUCUGGCACAACAAAGAAAGCUGCUGAUGGCGAUUUAGAUCCAGAUGCCAAAUCCUUGGAUGUGAAGACACAGCUUACUGCUGAAGAAGUUCCACAUUCUGAAGCUAAAGAUUCAGUUUAUUCAUCUCAGUCAAUUGAAUUGGUUGUUGAAGGCCAAUUAGACGAGAAGGUUAAUUCAAACAUGGAAAUUGACAAGCAAGGUACUGAUUCUGAGAAACAGCAAACGGAAGCUAAUACUUCUCACCAAAGCACUGAAAAUCAUGCUACAGGAAAUGACCAAAACUUAAAGGCUAAGACAGUCAUUGACAGAGGAGAGGAAGUUGAUUUAAGUAUUGGGGAAGCAAUGGAUGUUGAAAAGCACGUUUCUGAUACCAAAAAUGUUGGUUUUGAUGCAGAGCAAGAUGUUAAAGUUCAAGAAGAGCCUGUUAAAAUUGAGACAAUGGGUGUGGGCACUGAAAAUCACAUAAAUUUAUGUCAAGAUUCAGAAUCUUUGGGUCACCAAACAGAUGUUGUUGGUAGUGAUGAAGUUGAAGCCUCAAAAAUAGUUGAUAACAAUGUUCCAAACCAGAUAUCUCCCUCAGUUGGCUCAGAUAAGGUGUUACAUUCCUCAGGAAAUGAAGAUCAGCUAGCUAAGAAUGCAGCUUCUGAGGAUGAUUCAAGUGCAGGGCAAGAUAUGAAUGUUAAAGAACAAGUUACUGGUGAUGAACAGGACAGUUUAGACCAAGUGCAAGAAAUGGAAGUUGAAGAACAUGAUACUGAUUCUGAACAGCCAACCAACAUCGAUGAAAAGACCGUUAAACGGACACCUCUAAAGUCUGCAAGUGCAGUAAAGGUGCAUCAAGCUAAGUACCAGCUGCCAUUGGAGGAAGAAGGUGAAUUUUCUAUUUCUGAUUUAGUCUGGGGUAAGGUGAGGAGCCAUCCAUGGUGGCCAGGACAGAUAUUUAAUCCUUCAGAUGCUUCUGAGAAGGCAGUGAAGCAUCAUAAGAAGGAUAGCUUUCUGGUAGCAUAUUUUGGGGAUCGAACAUUUGCUUGGAAUGAAGCAUCUCUUUUGAAGCCAUUUCGAACACAUUUCUCUCAGAUAGAGAAACAGAGUAAUUCAGAAUCAUUCCAGAAUGCCGUCAAUUGUGCUUUGGAAGAAGUUUCUAGACGGGUAGAACUAGGUUUUGCUUGCUCUUGCAUACUGCAGGAUGCCUAUGACAAGAUAAAAUUCCAAAAAGUUGAGAAUACUGGAGUUCGGCAAGAAUCAAGUUUAAGAGAUGGUGUUGAUAUAUCUUUGAGUGCUAGUUCCUUUGAACCUGACAAAUUAGUUGACUAUAUGAAAGCAUUAGCGGAGUCUCCAUCUGGUGGGGCUGAUCGACUUGACCUUGGGAUUGCUAAAGCUCAAUUGUUGGCAUUUUAUCGUUUAAAAGGUUAUCAUCAGCUGCCUGAAUUCCAAUUCUGCAGAGGUUUAAGCGAAAAUGAAGCAAAUACCUCAAAUUCUGAAGAAAAAAUGCACUUUGGUGAGGAAAUUGAGCGUGCUACUCCUAUGGAUACGGAUGGUGAGCAAAUUUCCACUGGCCAGGAGACUUCAAAAACUCAGAGAAGCUCUUACCUUAAACGCAAGCAUAAUCUUAAGGAUGAGUUAUAUCCUAGUAAAAAGGAAAGAAGCUUGUCUGAAUUGAUGGGUGAGACAGUUGAUUCUCCUGAUGGUGAAAAUGGGUCUGAUGGGAUAGCUAAUAAGCUCCCUUCAUCAUCAUCUGGCAAGAAAAGAAAAGCUGUUGAUUCCUCUGAGGACUUGGUGAUGCAGGAAGGGAGGAAGACAAUUUCUCUUACCAAAGUAACUCCAACCACACCUCAUUUCCCAAAGCCUUCCUUUAAAAUUGGUGAAUGUAUCCGUAGAGCUGCAAGCCAGAUGACUGGAUCUCCAUCGAUUCUAAAGUCUAGUGGUGAUAGGUUACAGAAGCUUGAUGGAGGCAGUGAAAAUCCUGCUGCAGAUGGAUGUGAUGCUCCCAUUGAUAAUUUUGAGGAUGGCCAUCGAAAGAGGAUGAAUAUUACGGCUGAAUACUCAUCACUAGAUGAGUUGUUAUCACAACUUCACUUGGCAGCAUGUGAUCCUAUGAAAAGUUUCAAUUCUUUUAAUAUUGUUAUUAGCAUCUUCUCUGAUUUCAGAGAUUCAGUUGUUCUGGAUCAACUUCCUGGGGACAAAUCUGGUGGCAAACGGAAGAAGUUGCCCAAUUCUAUUAUUGGUUUUCCAGAAACUUUUGAGUUUGAGGACAUGAGUGAUACGUAUUGGACUGACAGAAUAGUCCAAAAUGGUUCUGAAGAGCAACCAUCACAUGGAAAUGAAAGGGGACAAUAUCAAAUUGUGCCUGUUGAUUUAGGGAAACCACUACAAAAAGGCCGUAAGUCUCGAAAACGAUAUUCUGAUUUCAAUCAUGAUUUGACAGCACAGAAAGCCCCUGGUUAUGUUGAUGAGAGGGCCCCGGCAGAACUUGUUAUGAACUUCUCUGAGAUUAAUUCUGUUCCUUCAGAAACAAAGCUAAAUAAGAUGUUCAAGCACUUUGGACCAUUAAAAGAAUCUGAGACAGAAGUUGAUCGCGAAACCAGCCGUGCCAGAGUUGUUUUUAGAAGAUCGUCUGAUGCAGAAGUUGCCUACAAUAGUGCUGGAAAGUUCAACAUAUUUGGGACAGUGGCUGUAAAUUAUCAACUCAACUACACUAUAUCUGAAUCAUUCAAAGCUUUGUUGUAUGCUCCAACCCUAGCUGAGGAGACUUCCCUCAUUGCUUCAGCCCUAUGUGGGGACCAUGCACUGGUUGCUUCGACCCUGGGUGAGGAAACUUCACUCAUUGCCUCAAGCCUAGGUGAGGAAGCUUCAUUCAUGGUUUCAACCCUUGGUGAGGAAACUUUACCCAUUUCUACAACUUUCCAUGAGGAACCUUCAAUCAUAGCCUCAACCUUAGGUGAGGACACUUUGGCCAUUCCCGCAACCUUAGUUAAUGGAACUUCAGUCAUUGCCACAACCAUCUAUGAGGAAACAUUCCCCAUUGCCACAACCAUGUAUGAGGAAACAUUCCCCAUUGCCACAACCACAUAUGAGGAAACAUUCCCCAUUGUCACAACUGCAGGUGAGGGAACAAUGGCUGUUGUUACAAGUGUUGGUGACCAAACUUUCACAGUUAAUGCAACUGCAGGUGAACAAUCUUCAACCAUUGUCACAACUAAUAGAGAGCAAACCUUGACAGUGGCCUUGACCUUGGUUCGGGAAGCUUCUCUCUUCACCACAACCUUGAGCAAUGAAACUUCAACCAUCUCCACAGCCUUGGUUGAGGAAACUUCAACAGUUAAUGCAAGCUUGGGUGAGGAAACUUCAACCGUGGCUACCUUAGGUCAAGAAACUUCAGCCGUUCCCACAGCCUUGAGUAAAGAAACUCCUAGCAUUCCCACAACCUUGGGCGAAGCAACUCCUACCUAUCCGGUGACAUUGGCAGAAACCCCUAACAUUCCCAUAACCUUGGGCGAAGAAAUUCCUGAUCUUUGCACAACCUUGGGCGAACAUACUCCAGCCAUUCCUGCUACCUUCAGUGAAGAAACUCCGGCCAUUCCUCCAACCUUCAGCAAAGAAACUCCUACCAUUCCUGCAACCUUGGGUCAUGAAACUCAGACCAUUCCUACAACCAUGGGUGAGCUAACUAAGACCAUUCCUGCAACCUUGGGUGAGGAAACUACUACUGUUCCCACAAUCUUGGGCGAGGAGGAAACUACUACUGUUCCCACAACCUUGCACAAGGAAACUUUGGCUAAGGAAACUCCAAUUAUUACCGCGACAUUGGGCGAAGAAACUAUGAAUGUUCCCACAACCUUGCAUGAGGAAACUUUGGCUGAGGAAACUGCAAUUAUUACCACAACAUUGGGUGAAGAAACUCCAACCAAUCCUACGACCUCGGGCGAAGAAACUCCAACCAAUUCUACGACCUUGGGCGAGGAAACUCCAAUUAAUCCCACAACCUUGGGUGAGGAAGCUUCAACUGUUCUCACAACUAAUGUUGAGGAAACAUCAACUGUUUCCACCACCAUGGAAACUGAGACUUUACCCCCUGCCGUGGCUGAAAGCAAGGAAUCUGCAACUUAAUAUCUCCUGUCAAAUUUACUUGGAUAUUUCUGGCGAGAACACAUCCUGAGGUUCUGAUGUCAGUGUGGCUCUGGUAGGAUUGAUUCAACUUUCCACUGAAGAAGGCAAUCAGGCAGACAGCUCAUCUGGUGCAACUUGAAUCUUCUGCUCGGAUUCUUUCUUGAAUUAAGCUCUAAGCUGCAUGGUUUAUACACAUGCACCGGCUAGUGUAAUAUAAUCGCAUUUUAGAUGAUGACCUUUCCAUGGAUGCUAUCCUUGAGGACUAGGAGAAUUGCAUUGUAUAAUCAAGCUGCCUAUCUAUUAUCGUGCAUGUCGUACAACCGAUUACGGAUCAUUGUGCCAGCUUUUGCUUUUGGUUCCUCAUGAAUUUCUCCUGACAUGAGAAAAUUAAUUGCCAUGAUUCGUAAAACAUGAGGGUUGUAUUCCACUUUUUGCUAGAUCACAAGCUUUUUUUCCUUCAUGGGUAUGAAGAAAAAGACUCAAAUGACCCAAAGCACCAUGUUUUUCAAGAGAUUGGAUUAUUGUAAGGAAAACUAUCUCAUGCAUCCACCAUUAAAAUAUUGAAAAGGGUUGUAGGACAAAAUAUGUUAAAAGAAAC